AAAUAAUAAUAAUAAAUAAAUAAAUAAAUAAAAAAUUAGGCUAACUUUAUAAAAAGAAAUAAUAAAGCAUGUGAGAAUGAGGAGAUAAUUAAUUUAAAUUUCUUCUUACAAAUAUAAAAAAUAAUAUAUAUAUAUAUAUAUAAAUAAAGAAUUUUCUUUUCUUUUCUGAACACGAUGCCACCGAGAGCUAAGAAGCGUAGAAUGGCUCAACCAGCAGCGACUGCCACACAGCAGCCAAGUGGUAGUCAGGCUACGGUGUCUGUGAAUUCCCAGACGUACUCGUCGACGGCGUCGGCAGGAUGUCCAGUACAUGUACCAAUACCACCGACCCAGGCUCCAUCAACUUCCGUUGUGGCGGAAGCGCAACCCAUGUUGACGACAAGUGCAGGGCCAUCCUUUGCACCGACCACCUCUGGAGCAACAAUCUCAACUCCAACAGAUGUUGGUACCACCCCUGCUCCUGUCCCAUCAAUACAUAUGAUUGGUAUGAAUGUUUCUAGCACAGUCAAACAACGUAUUAUUAGUGGGCAGUAUAUUGAUUUGGCCACAUUGGUAACACCAAAAUCAGGGUCUGAUGAAAAGAAAUUAGUUAUGAAUAGUAUGGGUGAGAUAAUUUAUAAAGAUGCCAACCCAAAAAAGGUAGAAAAUAUUGAGCAAUGGACUGACCUUAUGCUCAUAUUUGCAAGUGUGUACUUGAGUGCACAUCCCGCCAAGACUCUUGACCUACUUAAGUACAUACAGACCGUAAGAAUGGGUGUUAGCAGGGGGGCUAUAUCUUGGAAAGAAUAUGAUACGCAGUUUAGGCUGCGCAAAGAGCAAAAUCCUGUGUCUUCUUGGGGUGAAAUUGACUCGGAAUUAUGGUUGAUGUAUAUGCAUUCUGGGCCCGCUUAUAACGUAACAAAUGCACCCAAAACCAAUAAUGAUAAAUGCUUCAAUUUCAAUUACAAGGGAUCUUGUGACAAAUUCCCAUGCAUGUAUAAACACAGUUGUAUUCGAUGUGGUAGUAACCAUCCACAGAUACAUUGCCUUACACAAGCCUCAAACACUGGGUCCGCACAAAUAUUUCGCCAACAAAAUUCAAGUGGUCAAUUCUAUGGACAGUCAAGUUUUCGUCCACAAACCACCAAUGCAAAUACCAACUAUAAGGGGUAUUCAACCAAUGCAAAUACCAAUUAUAGGGGGUAUUCCAGCAGCAACACCCAGCGCCCCACCUACUCAAGACCAAGAUUCCGCACCCCGCAAUCUAUGGCGUCUAGGUUCAACGCCUAUUAAUGUACACGCCCUUAAAAAAUGUCUCGUCCACUAUCCUAACAGAAUCAUAGCAAAUCGCCUAAUCCAAGGGUUCUCUCAAGGGUUUAAACUUCAUUAUCAUGGGCCUAGAUUACCAAUUCAAUGUAAUAAUUUGAAAUCCGCGGACGAUCAUCCUAAUGAACUUAAAGAGAAAAUCGAUAAAGAAAUUGAAAUGGGGAGGAUACAGGGUCCUUUCACGAAAAUACCAAUUUCUAAUCUUAGGUUAUCUCCAAUUGGGCUAGUGCCGAAGGGGGAUAAUUUGG
Saccostrea cuccullata (small rock oyster) is the source of this 1553-nucleotide messenger RNA. RefSeq lists its product as uncharacterized. The record is from RefSeq and is a predicted model, not a curated record. The coding region runs from base 175 to 1272 and encodes 365 amino acids. NCBI's taxonomy places the organism in Eukaryota, Metazoa, Mollusca, Bivalvia, Ostreida, Ostreidae. The transcript has a single exon.